UUUAAUAAUAAUUAAUAUUUAAAUAAAUAUAUAUAAAAAUAUAUAUAAAGAAUUUAAAAAUGGAUGAAGUAAAUCUUCGUAGACUUUCUUAUAAAGAAUUGCAGUCUCUAGCUGCCAGAUUUUGUGUUCCUGGCAACAUUAAGAAAGACAUAAUGAUUAAGGUGAUAAUUGCCGCCCAGCGCAAUGAUUAUUACGAAGUAAGAAAUAUAUUAAGUGGAAUCCAGCAUACGCGCAAGAAACGUUUUAAACAUUUGAAAUUAAUGGACGAGAAUCAACUGAUAGUAAAUCCAGCGCACAAUCAGAUGUAUCACAAUAAUUUUAUGCAGAACACGCGGCCUAUGUCAGUGCCACCAAUACCUUGGGCGUCAAGUAAAUUGGAAGUGUCAUCAGUAACGACUCCAGUCCAUCACUACCUGAUCCAACACUACCAGAACACAUUUCUCAAUACGUUCCCUCCAGCUUCACCCACACCCUCAAUUUUAUCUCUCCCACCCUCUCUGUCCCCUUACCCCCCUCCUCCCCUGACCCCAUUUCCUCCCGCCCCUGGCCCACUAGCUUCUCUGCUCCUGCCCCCUCGCAAGGACCCAUCCUGGCCGGCCCCUAUAAUGGACCUGCGUGUCGACCAAUCGCAGACCGACCAGUCUUCGCCCCUAGAUCUCCAACGGAAGACCAUUUUGCUGACCAGUCAGCAUCAGCCCCUGCCUCCAGAGUGUUCAGUUCUCAAGCAGUUACUCCAGUCGUCAUUAAACAGCAAAGAACCCGAUGAUUCCGAUACAAUGACAGCCAAUACCGACAGUACCGACGAAGCUUCUAUUAAUAACGACAAUUCCUACAUUCAUUCAUAUGAAAAUCCUCCGCCAUAUACUCCCCGUACUUCAUUUACUCCCCAACUUCAAUUUAAUCCCCACUCCGAGUCACUUAACCCCCACUCUGAUCUUCCACUUUACCCCCACUCAACUCCUAACCUUCAACUUCAUUCCCAACUUAAUCCCAACCUUCAAAUUCUCCCCUACCCCAAUCCUAAUCUUCAACUUCAUCCCCACUCUCAGUCUCAACUUCACCCCCAAUCUCAGUCUCAACUUCACCCCCACUCUCAGUCUCAACUUCACCCCCACUCUCAGUCUCAACUUCACCCCCACUCUCAUUCUCAACUUCACCCCCACUCUCAGUCGCAACUUCAACUUCAAUCCCAAUUAGUAUCAGCAGAUUUAUGGGAUUACCAAUCAAUCCAAUCAAUAAAUAAUCAGCAAUUAGAUUCUGAAUUAGAAAUUACAUCCUACGAAUCAUCAAAUAAAAUGAAUGUAAUUCAUAAUUACGAGCAAUACAACUACAGUUCAAUUGAACAAAAUGAAGUACAGUCUGAAGAAAAAAAUACAAAUUACUACCAAGACAUCAACGAAAACAAAAAUGGCUACUCCAUUAAUUACGAGCAUCGAUACAAUAAUAAUUACAUCAAUAAUUACAAUUCUAACCCCACUGAUGACAGGUGUAAUUUGAAUGACAGUUACGACAAUGAGUCAUUCGACAACUACGUGGACAACGAGAGCAUUAAUGCCAAUGGGCAUGACUACAUUAAUUGCCAGGGGUUCAAAACAAAGGAUUGUUUGAUUAACAACAACCAGCAUGGAGAGAACGACAGUAAUAUCAAUGAGCCGCUGAAGGAUUUGAUUAAUUACUCGAACACUUGGACAGUUUGUUCGAACAAAUCUCUUACGGACAAGAGUUUGUCCGCGACAUCUAUCGGCUCGUGCGAGGAAACGAGGGACGGAACUAAUGGCGGGCAGUUGGAAAGUAUUUUGAAUAUACGGGAUGUUAAUGACGGCAAUGAAGUUGAUGAAGAGAAAAUCAGUCAGACUUCGAGCGUUUACUGUUACUCGGAGCCGGUGACUUCUCCGAGGUUAAAUUACGAGGGAGACAAAGUUAGAAAUUUUAAAUUAAUUGCGGAAAAGAGGAGACAUUUGUUUGGGAUUAAGUACAAAGUUUAUGAUGACUCGCGCACUGGGAGAGCUAUGAGUCAGUUUGAGUCUCGCGAUUAAAAUUUAAGGGUUUUUUUUCUUUUGUUUGAUUUUUUUUUGGUUAUAAAUACGAUUUUGAGAACUUGGGUUUUUUAAAUUACGGCGGGAAUAUUUAAAUUGGCGGGAAAAAUUUUUAAAUUAUGGAAAAGUUUUUGGAGUUCCGGUGAUUGCUGGGAAUUUUUGGCUUGAGGUAAAAAAUGGCGGGAGAACGGAAAAUUUGAAUUGCGGUGAUUGUAAUUUUGAAUUUUAUUUAAAUUAUGAAUUUAAAUAAAUUUUGAUUUGAGCGCCCGCCAUUUGAAAUUCGCGCGCGCGCUGAUUUAGAUGUAGGGAAAUUUCAAACGAAGUCGAUAAAAAUUGACAUGGAAAAUUAUGAUUCUGGAAAAUUACUGGAAAUUUAUAUUUUUAAAAUCCAAGAGCUUAAAAUUUUGAAAUUAUUUUUUUAUUUUUAAAUAAAAUAUUAUGAGAAUUUAUGAAAAUAUAAAGGGAGUCAUAAAUAUAAAAUGAAGUUUAUGCAUUGAGGUUCAAUGCAAGUUGAAAUUUUAUUAUUUAUAAAAAAAAGUUAAUUAUGUUUUUUUUUUUUUUUAUUUUUAUUUUUGAAAUCUGAUGAAAAUUUGAUAGAUGAAAAUUUGGAAGUUAUUUUUUUUUAGGCUGAUAACUUAUGAACUGAAGUUUGUAACACUUUUUUAAAUUUGGUACUGAGUUUUUUUUGAUGAGAAAAGGAAUAUGAGAAUUGAGUAUUUGAGUAUGAAAGUGAUGGAAAAAUAUGAAAAUAUGUAAGAGAUAUUUUGUAAUACAGUUUUUUGAUAAAUAAAAAGAGUUUGUAACUCA
This is a messenger RNA of Microplitis mediator, 2843 nucleotides long. Its product is annotated as probable serine/threonine-protein kinase cdc7. The record is from RefSeq and is a predicted model, not a curated record. The coding region runs from base 60 to 2036 and encodes 658 amino acids. NCBI's taxonomy places the organism in Eukaryota, Metazoa, Arthropoda, Insecta, Hymenoptera, Braconidae. The transcript has 3 exons.